ACGGCCCCACAGUUGAGUUCGGUGGCCAUCAGGGGUGCCAUCGAGAGGGCCGGCAUCGCACCCGAAAACGUGGACGAAGUGAUCUACGGUCACGUACUUAGCGCAGGCGUUGGUCACGUGACGAGUAUUCAGGCGUCUAUAGGAGCCGGUCUGCCGGCGAGCACCGCCUCCACUGUUAUAAACAAGGCGUGCGCCUCAGGCAUGAAAGCUAUUAUGUUGGCCGCGACGUCUAUACGGUUGGGCGACAGUGAUGUGGUGGUGGCCGGGGGUAUGGAAUCCAUGUCCAACACACCAUAUCUACUGCCGCGCGGAGAGUUGCCAUACGGGGGCGCGACUCUCAAAGAUGGUCUACUCGUGGACGCCUUAGACGACCCCUUCACCGGCAAACACGUGGGCUAUUUGGCCGAUAAGGAGGCCGUCAAACAAAGCAUAACCCGCGCCGAUCAGGACGAGUACGCGGCCAACAGUUACCGACGCAGCGCUCGGGCGGCCGUCGACGGCCUAUUGGCCAAAGAGAUAGUGCCGGUGACUGUCGCCGGAAAACGUGGUAAACCAAGCGUUACGGUCACCGACGACGAGGAAUAUAAGAAAAUAAAUAUCGAUCGCAUGCCAUCGUUAGAGCCGGUGUUUGUGAAGGACGGCACCGGAACCGUUACGGCUGCCAACGCGAGCAGCCUUAACGACGGCGCCGCCGCCACUGUACUCAUGUCCGGUGCGGCUGUCAAGAAGUUUGGUGUCACACCGUUGGCCAAAGUGGUGGCGUACGCCGAUGCGGGUGUAGAACCGGACGGCUUUGCCAGAGCCCCGGUCUAUGCCAUACUCGAAGUGUUGGCGAAGGCAGGUCUGGACAAGUCUGAGAUCGCGCACUGGGAGAUCAAUGAGGCCUGUUCCGGCGCUCGUAUUGUCAACCAUUUGGCGCUACACCUGAAGCCCGAUGAGUACGGAUUGGCUGCCAUUUGUAACGCCGGUGGCGGCGCUUCCGCUGUAUUGAUCCAAAAGUUA
Molecule: messenger RNA, 1002 nt
Organism: Medioppia subpectinata
Lineage: Eukaryota; Metazoa; Arthropoda; Arachnida; Sarcoptiformes; Oppiidae
Source: the annotation of a GenBank genome assembly